This is a messenger RNA of Gadus chalcogrammus (walleye pollock), 3512 nucleotides long. RefSeq names its product solute carrier organic anion transporter family member 1C1-like. The coding region runs from base 10 to 2508 and encodes 832 amino acids. Lineage: Eukaryota; Metazoa; Chordata; Actinopteri; Gadiformes; Gadidae. The record is from RefSeq and is a predicted model, not a curated record. Gene Ontology annotation, molecular function: protein binding. Gene Ontology annotation, biological process: transmembrane transport; sodium-independent organic anion transport. Gene Ontology annotation, cellular component: membrane. The transcript is spliced from 13 exons.
CUGUUCAUCAUGGCGCUGGCCUUUGCGUACUUCUCCAAGGCGCUGGCCGGGUCCUACAUGAAGAGCACCAUCACUCAGAUAGAGAGGCGCUUCGAGCUGUCGACCACCCACGUAGGGAUGGUGGACGGCAGCUUCGAGAUGGGCAACCUGCUGUUUCUGGUCCUGGUCAGCCAUUUUGGCGCCAGGCUGCACCGGCCGCGGCUCAUCGGGGUGGGCUGCCUCCUGAUGGCCGCCGGCUCCUUCCUCACCGGACUGCCGCACUUCUUCAUGGGCAGCUACACGUACGACACGGCGGUCCACAGCUCCCUCAGCGACAACGGCAGCAUCGCUGCGUGCGUGGACGCCCCGGAGCUGGACCCGGGUCCGACGCUAGCGGACAGCACGGCGUGUGUGAAGGACCCCAGCUCCCACAUGUGGAUCUACGUGCUGCUGGGCAACGCUCUGAGGGGCCUUGGGGAGACCCCCGUCACUCCGCUGGGGAUCUCCUACAUCGACGACUACGCCCGGGCCGAAAACUCCCCCUUCUACAUCGCGUGCGUGCACACCAUCAGCCUCCUGGGGCCCGUGUUCGGGUUCCUCCUGGGAUCCGCGUGUGUGCGGCUCUACGUGGACAUAGGAUACGUGGAUCUAGACAGCGUGACCAUCUCCCCUAAAGACGCCCGCUGGGUGGGCGCCUGGUGGCUGGGCUUCUUCAUCUCCACCGCGCUCCUGCUCCUCUCCGCGAUCCCCUUCUGGUUCCUGCCCCGCACCCUCCCCAAGCAGGGCCCCCCCGAGGGGGAGGGGGAGGGGGAGGGGGCCCCGACCCACCCCCACGCCAUCCAGGAGGGGCUCCUGGAGCUGGACGGGGACGUCCCCCCCAGCCCUGAGGACAGACCGGCCCCCGUCCACAAAGGGCUGCUCCAGUCCCUGAAGCAGCUGUUGGGGACUCCGGCCUACCUCCUGCUGCUCUGCUCCGGGGUGCUGCGGUUCAACGCCGUCAUCGGCCUCUUCACCUUCAAGGCCAAGUACAUCGAGCAGCAGUUUGGACAGUCCGCCUCCCGGGCCAACUUCGUGAUCGGCGCUCUGACGCUGCCGGUGUUUGCGGUGGGGAUCUUCCUCGGGGGGCUGCUGAUGAAGAGGUACCGGCUGAGCGUGUUCUCCGGCGCCCUGCUCUCCUUCGUCACCUCCGUCGUGGCCUUCCUCCUCUUCCUCCUGCUCCACCUCGGCACCAAGUGUGAACACGUGGCCGUCGCCGGACUCACCGUCUCCUACAACGGGACGGCGGGCGUGUGGAGCGGGGACGAGGCGGUGGUGGCCCCCUGUAACCAGGCCUGCUCCUGCCCCCUGGGGGCCUGGGACCCCGUGUGCUCCCAGAGCGGCAUCACCUACACCUCGCCCUGCACCGCGGGGUGCCUGGGGUCCUCGGGGAGCGGCAAGGCCACCGUCUUCCACAACUGCAGCUGCCUGUCCCACUUCUACCCAGAAGGGGGCAGCACCUCAGUGAGCCUGGGCCAGUGUCCCCGUGGCAACGACUGCGUCCGCAGCUUCACCUCCUACAUGGCCAUCUCUGUCCUUAGCUCCUUCAUAAGCGCCUUGGGAGCCAUGCCAGGCUACAUGGUUAUCAUACGAUGUAUCGCACCUGAGCUGAAGUCUCUCGCGCUCGGCAUCCAGGCAAUGGUCUACAGAGCACUGGGGGGUCUCCCGGCGCCGGUGUACUUCGGAGCGCUGAUCGACACCACCUGUCUCAAGUGGGCGUCGACCCGCUGCGGCGACCGGGGGACGUGUCGCAUGUACGACUCCAACAUGUACAGGAUGAUCUUCUUGGGUCUGAUCAAUGUCCUCAGCGGCUCCUCCCAACUCUUCCUCGUCCCGCUCCUCUUCGUCCUGAGACGGCAGUUCCGCAAGCCCCCCGGGCCCCCCCAGACCUCGCAGGGGCCCCACCCUCUGAAAGAUCUGGGGCCCCGGACCCCGCCGGCCCCCAGUCAGGGCGACCCCGCUCUGCUCCCAGCCUCGGAGGUGGACGGACGGGGGACAGGGGGCGGCGACCCGGGAGAGGAAGCCCCUCCUCCUCUGGAAGACACACCUGCUCAGAGAGCGACAGGUGAGGAGGAAGAGGAGGAGGAGGAGGAGGAGGAGGAGGAGGAGGAGGAGGAGGAGGAGGAGGAGGAGGAGCAGGAGAGGAGGAGCUCUCCUGCUCCAGGAGAAAAACAGGGGAGGAACGCAGAGGUGGCCCCGCCUCCUCUGGAAGACACACCUGCUCAGAGAGCGACAGGUGAGGAGGAAGAGGAGGUGCAGGAGGAGGAGUUGCAGCAGGAGGGGAGGAGGACUCCACCUCCUGAAAGAAGACCGGGGAGGAACGCAGAGGAAGCGAGUGACGAGGGGGAGAGGGGAGAAGGAGAGGAGGAGGAGGAGGUGCAGAAGGAGGAGGAGCUGGUCUUUGUAAAGACUAACGGGGAGCUGAAGGAAGGGAAGAGGAGGGGAGACUCUGUGACAGUGGAGGUCGAGGUCUCUGUGGGAGGCCAGUCUUAAUGGCGGACCGUGACAUCGUGAUCUAAUCCCUGAUCCACGAUCAUUAUUGUCCUUAGUAUUCUCCCUAUAACCGCUGGACAAAAUGUUUUCAUUGUUAAGGAUCCCUGUUUUCUAGUCAAUGAAAUUGUAAAGCAGGAGUGCCUGAAUAUGCCAUAUUUAUGAAGCAAAUAUUAAUAAUUGACGUGUAAAUUCAAAAGGUACAAAGGUUCUCAGCACGUUAAUGAUGCUAAAUUUAUUUAGCAUUUACUGAGUACUUUAUACUCUCUAUAACUAGAAAACGUUUUCCUUUGAGGAAUCCCUUGGACUGCUUUCAUGUAAUUAAGCAAUAAUGCACUUUCCCUGUUUGGAUUAUGAUGUCAAAAGAUUAAUUUUUUAGUGUGCAUCACUGCAAUCUAUCUGAUCUACAGAGUUGAUAUACUGUAUCUUAUUCAACUCUUGGUUUUUCUAAUUGAAUGAAUACUUUUAAUGACUUGGUUAGUGAGUAUCGUUUGUAAUGAAUCUGAUCUUAAUCCUGAAGCCCCUUUGCCUGGUCACUGUGGAAACACAACACCGCCGACACAACAGUAGGAACAAGAGAACAGACGAGUGGUUUGGUUUGGAUGAGAUGUCAGAGUGAACGAUGCCGAGGUAAGUAAUGGAGGUCCUCUCGUCUGUGUAAUGGUUUGGACGAGUGUCGGGGGAGGGGAGAUUAAUUUAUCCGCGUUAUUCAUGAGAUCACAACAAAACAAAGAGCUUCCUGAGCGGUCGGCCGUUCAUAGCAGCGGACGAUCGAGUCCCUCCCUGCUGGCUCUGCUCGUGUGGAUGACCUGCACUUACAGGUGUUGGUCGGCCCGUCGCUGUCGUAACGCUGUUAUGCAAAAAUCUAGAUGCCUUGGUAAUGAACGUCUAGGCCUAUAUAUACGUCAUUUAACAUGCAGAAAAAUGUCUGAUGUAAAAAACAAUAAACCUGCUGACUAUUAUGUAAUUAAAGACCAAUUAGCGCAUGGUUUGUUUUAUGUCAAAAU